This is a messenger RNA of Centropristis striata (black sea bass), 2951 nucleotides long. It is a transcript of the gene ldlrb, whose product is annotated as low density lipoprotein receptor b. The record is from RefSeq and is a predicted model, not a curated record. The transcript has 18 exons. Lineage: Eukaryota; Metazoa; Chordata; Actinopteri; Perciformes; Serranidae. Bases 223 to 2847 code for a protein of 874 amino acids. Gene Ontology annotation, molecular function: calcium ion binding; protein binding.
AAAUCGUCAGAUGUGACUCUAACCCCAUAAUAUUUUGCUGCCACUCGCCUUUUACGCACAGCCGCGCAGUGACUCUGCUGUCUACCCUCUCAGUCUGAUCCGGAGCCUUUUUACGCGCAGAGCCUGCUGUGAUCCGGAGCACUCCUCCACGGCUGCGCUCAUCACAGCUGACUGACUCUUCUUCUUUAGCUGUCAAAUAAGGACAAACCAGGAGGACAGGACAUGUUGAGGAUGUGGAGGGGACUCAGCUUGCUGUCAACAUGGUGCUGUCUGCUGAUGUUGAUUCAUUUUUCGCCUCAAGCAGAUGCAGCAGUGACAUGCCGCUCCAAUCAGUUUAAGUGUGGGAACGGGAAGUGUAUCACCGAUAGGUGGAUUUGUGAUGGAAGUGACGACUGUGGUGACGGGACCGAUGAACUGCCUGCAACCUGCGCAUCCAAAACAUGUCAGCCGUCCGAGUUCAACUGUGGCGCUCCGAGGAACCAGUGUAUCCCCGGAGCCUGGCACUGUGACGGCAGAGCGGAAUGUGACAACGGAGCUGACGAGAAAAACUGCACGGCCAAACAAUGCAGCGCUGGCCAGUUUCGCUGCGGGAACGGCGAGUGUAUAUCCAACAGCUUCGUUUGCGACAAGGACAACGACUGUCCAGACGGCUCAGAUGAGGCUAACUGCCCCAAACCCACCUGCAGCUCUGGUUCCUUCCAGUGCAACAACUCGGUGUGUGUGCCGGUCCGGUGGAAAUGCGAUGGAGAUAAAGACUGCGCCGAUGGGUCAGACGAGUGGCCGCAGAACUGUGUUGGUCGGGAGAAGAAGAUGCCGAGCUGUGCCGCCAACGAGUUCCAGUGUGCAAAUGGUGAUUGUAUCCACAGCAGCUGGAGGUGUGACGGAAACGCAGAGUGCCUGGAUGGAUCGGAUGAACUUAACUGCAGUCGUUGUCGUCCAGAUGAGUUCCAGUGUUAUGACGGUGCCUGUAUCCAUGGCAGCCGCCAAUGUGACAACGUGCCCGACUGCAGGGACCUCAGUGAUGAGCUAGGCUGCCACAUAGAAAAUACAUGUGAAGGCCCCACCAAGUUCAAGUGCAGCAGCGGGGAGUGUAUCAGCAUGGCUAAAGUGUGCGACAAACGGAAAGACUGCAGGGACUCGUCGGAUGAACCUGCCAAUGAGUGUGACAAAAAUGAGUGUUUGACUAAAAAUGGUGGAUGCUCCCAUUUCUGCACCGACCUAACUGUUGGCUUCAACUGCUCCUGCCGUACUGGAUACUUCCUGAAGACGGACAAGAAAACCUGUGAAGACAUUAAUGAAUGUGAUGAGCCAGACACUUGCAGUCAGAUCUGCAUCAACCUGCCCGGCAGCUACAAGUGUGAUUGUCAGGAGGGCUACGACAUCGACCCUGCGACCAAGACGUGCCGGGCUGAAUCAGGCACUGUGCCCACCCUCUACUUCACCAACAGACACGAGGUGAGGAAGAUGACGGUGGACCGCAGCGAGUACGUCACUCUCAUCCCCAGGCUGAAGAACGUGAUGGCUCUGGACAUAGACAUGCCGAACAAGAUGAUCUUCUGGUCUGACCUGUUUCUGAAAAAAAUCUACAGCUCCAGGAUCGACAUGGCCGGUAACUCCUCUUACCACACUGUGGUAAUUGGCAGCGGGAUCGAGGCCCCAGAGGGCCUUGCAGUGGAUUGGAUCCAUGGCAACAUCUACUGGACUGACAGCGUCUUGAAGACUAUCUCUGUGGCAACGACAGACGGCAGCAAGAUGAAGACCCUGAUCACAAAAGACCUGGAUAAGCCAAGAGCCAUCACAGUGGACCCAGUAAAUAACUUUAUGUACUGGACAGACUGGGGUGAGCAGGCAAAGAUAGAGAAGAGUGGGCUGAAUGGUGCAGAUCGGGUUACCUUAGUAGCAGAUAACAUCUUGUGGCCCAAUGGCAUCACCCUCGACAUGGUGAACCAGCGUCUGUACUGGGUGGACUCCAAGAUGCACACUCUGUCCAGCAUUGACGUGAACGGAGAGACAAGACACAGCCUCAUUUUCAGCAAGGAAAAGCUAGCCCAUCCCCUCUCUCUGACCGUCUUUGAGGAGAAAGUGUUUUGGACGGACAUGACCAACAGUGCAGUUUUUAGUGCUAACCGCCUGACGGGGAAGGACAUCACUCAGCUGGCAGCAGACCUGGACCAGCCAGAGGACAUCGUACUGUACCACAAACUCAAACAGCCAAUCGGUACAAACUGGUGCACAGAGAGCAACAAUAUGAAUGGGGGAUGUGAGUUUCUGUGCCUCCCUGCCCCUCAGAUCAACCAGCACUCUCCUAAAUACACCUGUGCCUGUAAAGACAACAUGACUCUGGGAGCUGACAUGAGGAUGUGUGUGACAGCAGUCGUCAACAAAACUGUUACACCGCUCCCGCCCAAAGCUCCCGCCACAUCUGCUCCACGCAGGCAGCCCGUCUCCACCACCACUACCACCCCAGCUACCACCUCAACUCCAACUACUACUACGACCAUAGCUGCCAAAAAACCUGCAACUACCUCAUCCAGCCAGCAGAGUUCAAAGCAGCCUGCCGCUACUGUUCAAGGUAACAAAUUGGCAGCCUUGCCCAAAGAAGCCCCUUCUUCCCACCCUGCUGCUCUCUACAUCGUGCUGCCAAUACUCGUCAUGUCCCUGGUGAUCUUUGGAGCAGUGCUGCUAUGGAGACACUGGCGUCUGAAGAACACCAACACCAUCCACUUUGACAAUCCAGUGUACCAGAAAACCACAGAGGAUGAGCUACACAUCUGCAGGAACAGCUCUGAAGGCUACGUUUACCCUCAGAGACAAAUGCUGAGCAUGGAGGACAUGGAUAUUGCAUGACCUAAAGAAGAAGAAGAAGAAGAAGAAGACAAUAGCUUUAUUUGAAGUGUUUUUUUUGUCCUGAUGCAAACACGAAGCAACAAAGGCCAUAUUAUUUCUACUGC